GCAGUGAGCUAUGAUCAUGCCACCGCACUCCAGCCUGGGUGACAGAACCAGAAGAAAAAAACCCAGAACCUUUAUGUUCAUGAGAAUUUCUUAACUGAGCUGGAUUUUUUUUGGUCAUUAAAUAAAUUUUAUAUUCGUAUACCUGUAUUUUUAAUGUACUGUAGUUGCUAGGCUGGAAUUAACCAUGUUAUUUAUAUAUUUUUCAUAGAUCUGCCUCAUUUGUUAAAAGUAUUAUCUCAAAAUGGAUAGAAAAUUAUUAUUUUGAGUAUUUUAACUUAAGAAUUCUGAAACAGAAUAGUACAUUCUAAAUUAGUUGGAUACAAAUGAAUGUAACUAGGAGAUAUUUAUAUUCUUGUCCAGUUUUGAUGAUGCCAUUACAUUUGUUGCUGUCUUUUCUUUUUAUUAUUGAGAAUGGCAUUAAUAGUGAAAACUCAUGAUUAUUUCAGAGGUAGUAUAGUUAUUUUUAUUGUUCAUAAAUUCUUUUGUGUGUGUGUGAGAAUGUUGGCAUCAGACAAAGCUGUUAAUAAAGUAAUUUAGACCUUUCUUGGCCAUUAAUAACAAAAUAUUAAAAGUUUAUGUAUUUUAAGUUCUUUUGGAUUAUUUAAACUACAAGGAUUAGAAGAAGGGUUCUAUCAUGUUGCAUGAUUGGCAAAAUAUCUGCAAGCAAAGUGCAUGGAGACAAAUAUAAUAAGGAAGUGAAAGUGGAAUAAUAAAGAAAAUUAUGAAACACAUAUUGUGGCACUCUUCCAAGAAGUCCUGAUCUCAUUUGGCCACCUUGUCAGCGGAUAUCAUUGGUCGUGAGGGAGAUCUAUCCUUAACACUAGACAAAUAUUUUUUUAAUUUCAAAACUUCAAAAUAUAAAGCCUUGUUACUGAUUUUGUACCCUAAGCUUUAUAUUUGGAGGUUAUAAUAUUUAUACAUCUACUUUAGGAAGAAAGCUAAUAAUUUUAAAAUUUGUAAUAGUAAUAACCAUCAUUACCAGCUCUGCAGCUAGUAUUCAUUGUAUACUUACUCUGUACCUCUGUUCUAAGUGCUUUAUUUUUGUUGUUUAAUUUGUACUAAGAAUCUUACGAAAGUAAGUAGUAGUAUAAUUCUAAAUUGAUAAGUCUCAUAGCUUAGUGAAAGGCAGGGCUGGGAUUUGAACCCAAGCAGUAUUUCUUCACAGCUCAUGCUGAUAAUCCCUUGCUUCACUGUCUCCAGAUGUAAUUAAUAUCAAGAUAAAUGAUUUAGAUUUUACUUUUCGAAUUUUUAAAUUAAUGGAGUUCCUUAUCCUUCACAAUUUCAACUUCAAAUAUAUUGCCUCCUCAAGUUUCUGCCCAAUAUCUCCUAGUAUUAUGUAUGUUAAUUUCUUUCUAAAGGAAGAAGACUUUCAUUUUAUAAAUUAUAUAAUAUUUACCAUAGACUCUAACUAUGACAACAGAGCCAUGCAUGUAGUAGAUGCAAGAAGUUUCUGAUUUGAAGUCUCUUAGAAAAGAACCAGAAGAGGUUCUUCUGAAUAGUAUAUCUCUUAUACAUCUCUUUCUGUACCUUUUAUCUACAUUGCUAGAUGCAGAGAUACUAUAAUCAUGGUCCAAUAUAGCUAAUACUUUAGCAUUUAAAAUUCCUAUAUACAUUUUAUAUAGAUUUAAAUUUCUAUAUUUAAAAUUCCUAUGUACAUUUAGGUACUUCUGACAUUAUAGUAAUUCAUAAUACAUUUCCUUACCAGGAGGUUACUUACUCUGUAUCCUCAACUGUUAAACCACAGAUAGACAAAGAAGAGACUUAUAAGUAUUUGUGGGGGUGGGGGAAUCAGAAAGUUUAUGCAUUAAAUUCAUGUCCCUUAAGGUGAGCUCUUUACCAUUAUUAAGAUUUUAUUCAGAUCUGUGGUGGUAUGUGAAAUUCUAAUGAAUUUUACCUGGCUUUCCAUUCUGUAACAGAUAAUAAAUCGGUAAGUCCAUUUCCAUGAUUUAGAAAUCCAAAAUCCUCCGGAAACCAAAAGUUUUCUUAACCCUUGUAGUGGUAAAACAUGAUCUGAGUGGAUAUAAGGGUAUUGAUGGUCUUUACCCCCUUCUUAGUGUGAAUAUACAUUUUGCCACAGAAAUAUUAACAUAUUUAUUUUGGGGUAUUGCCUUAGACUUCACUAGGAUGUGAGAGAAAUAUAUGUAUAUAUAUAAAUAUCGUAUUACCUUUCUGAAAUCCAAAAUAAUUCUGAAUUUUGAAAUAUAUUUGGCCCUAAGGUUUUUAGAUAAGGAAUCGCAGACCUGUAUAAUCAGGUACAUUGACUACAUACAGUACCAUUGAGGACUAAGAUAUGGAAGUAAGGUUUGUUUGGUAACUUAAAUAUAGCAAUGUGAGACCUUUCAGUAUGGAGCAGUGCCUCUCUCAAAUAAUAUGGAUCUCUUUUAAAGAAAAAAAAAUCUCAUUUUGAGAAUCUCCAACUUUAGUUCUUAGAGCAGUUUUCUUUAAAAAUGUCUCUCACUUUUCUCUUUGAAAAUGGCAAAAUACAUUUUUUAUUAUUGAAAUGAAAGCACAAAAUGAAAAUUUGCAACACUUGUGACCUGUAGAGUGUAUCCAUUAAUCAUUUACCUCCAGGGAUAUGUACUUUACCUACUUCCAAUUGGGAUUCGUUGUCAUAAUGAGCAACUCUUGCUAGAAGUAUGUCAAACUUCUCAAGUGUGCUGAGGCAGAAAGGAAAACAUAAGAAAUUAUGUGCUAAAAUAAAGGAUAAUGUACUUUAGUGACACUGUCAUCAGAAAUUAAUGUAAAUAUCUGUUUCCAGCAGCAUGGUGAACCACGUACCUGGAUCAAGGUACCAAGUACCUUCAGCUUUCUGCUGAAAACAACCUAAAAUGCUGGAUAAAAUAAAAUCUUAAAUGCAUCAGUGCUCUGGCACAAAGGGGAGAGUACUUAGGGCAAGCUGAGUUCUGAACCUGGCUAUUGCCUUGAGGAUAUUUGCCAUACAGAACUAUAAGAGUAAAUGGGUCCAGUAAUUGGAAUGACUCCAGAUAAGAGAGCUGAAACCCCAGGAGCUGAAAAGAUUGCAGGAUUAAGCCAGAUUUACAAAAUGGGAAGCUUGCCUGAAGCUGUUGAUGCUGCCAGGCCAAAGGCCACUCUAGUGGACAGUGAGUCAGCAGAUGAUGAGCUCACAAACUUGAACUGGCUUCAUGAAAGUACUAAUCUUCUAACAAAUUUCAGCCUCGGAAGUGAGGGUCUUCCAAUUGUUAGUCCAUUGUAUGACAUAGAGGGAGAUGAUGUGCCAUCCUUUGGACCAGCUUGCUACCAGAACACAGAAAAAAAAUCAGCAACUUCAAAGCCCCCAUACUCCUUUAGUCUUCUCAUUUAUAUGGCUAUUGAGCACUCUCCAAAUAAAUGUUUGCCUGUCAAAGAAAUUUAUAGCUGGAUUCUGGACCAUUUUCCAUAUUUUGCUACUGCACCAACAGGCUGGAAGAAUUCUGUUCGACAUAAUCUGUCCCUGAAUAAAUGUUUUCAGAAAGUGGAAAGAAGCCAUGGCAAGGUUAAUGGAAAAGGUUCCUUGUGGUGUGUUGAUCCGGAAUAUAAACCCAAUCUUAUCCAGGCACUGAAGAAGCAACCUUUUUCUUCAGCAUCUUCGCAAAAUGGUUCUUUAUCACCUCACUAUUUAAGCUCUGUACUCAAGCAGAACCAGAUGCGAACCCUCAGAGAAUCUGAUAUCGAUGCUGCUGCUGCAAUGAUGCUUUUAAAUACUUCUAUAGAACAAGGAAUUUUAGAAUGUGAGAAACCUCUUCCUCUUAAAACAGCAUUGCAAAAAAAGAGGAGUUACGGCAAUGCAUUUCAUCAUCCCAGUGCUGUACGAUUACAAGAGAGUGAUUCUUUAGCCACCAGCAUUGAUCCAAAAGAAGAUCACAAUUACAGUGCAAGUAGCAUGGCAGCACAGCGUUGUGCAUCCAGGUCUAGCGUGUCUUCCCUGUCUUCUGUAGAUGAGGUAUAUGAAUUUAUCCCAAAGAAUAGCCAUGUGGGAAGUGAUGGCAGUGAAGGAUUUCACAGUGAAGAAGAUACAGAUGUUGAUUAUGAAGAUGAUCCUCUUGGAGACAGUGGCUAUGCAUCACAGCCUUGUGCAAAAAUCUCUGAAAAAGGGCAGUCAGGCAAAAAGAUGCGAAAACAGACAUGUCAAGAAAUUGAUGAGGAGCUCAAAGAAGCAGCUGGAUCUCUGCUCCACCUUGCUGGAAUUCGUACAUGUUUAGGUUCCCUAAUAAGUACUGCAAAGACGCAAAAUCAAAAGCAACGGAAAAAAUAGAAAUACUUAAAGUGUGGCAAUACUCUUUCACUUAAUUCUUUACAAGGGAUAUCAAAGCCAUAAUGGACUUCAUUAGUUUUAGGGUAGGGAAGGGAUACGAAUUACUUAUUUCUUUCAAAACAUUUUUGGUUUUUGGUUUUUAAAAUUUUUAUUAAACAAUUGCUGUUAGGAUCAUGCCUGAUCAGAAAUAUAUGAUGUGAAGUCCUGAAAGCAUAAUUUUUGUGGUGUCUCCAAGAUUUGGAAAUUUUUGUAUAAGAAAAUCCGCAGCCUCUGUCUUAAACUUGUGGGACAAAAAUCCUUUCUUCUGUUAAUAUGUCAGAAUGUAAGAUUUGGCAACUCUGUAAAUUUUUUUCAUUUUCUUUUCCAAUCUGUAACUAUAGUUACUGAACCAGCUAAAAAUUUUGCUAAUGUACUUUUCAUAUACUUCUCUCCUGACACACAAUCCGGUAACAUAAGAUUGAAAUUUUUUUACUUUGUUUUAAUUUGUUUUUAAUUUUUUUUUUUUGUUGUGGUGUGGGCAAAGACAAACAUAAAUUGUAAAACAUCCUGAUGUUUAGAAAAAGUUUCUUUUGGUUACAUAGGUAGAGAAUGCAACAAAGAGUUCUAAGGUUUAAAAAAGACAAUUUUGUGGUGUUAUUUCAUCCAAGAACACUCCCAAUUCCUAUUACAAUGGUAGCUUUGAAGUGUUUUUACUUCACAGAUACUGCAUAGCAUUUAUUGGGGCCUUUUAUUCUUGCCCAAAGUGCUUUGCAAACAUUAAGUUUUAGCCACUAGCUGCCUUUGUUGAGUAUAAGUUAUCCAAUGAGAGUAUAUAGCCAAUUAAGUGUGUUAUGGAGUACACCCAUUUUGACACACUUGUAAUAAGAGAAUCUUUCAUUUGCCUGCCACAUGUACUGCAUUCUGAGAAUCUUGUAAUAGGAAUGGAGUGUAAUGAAACAUUCUGAGUACUAAUUGCAUAUGUAUCAUAAAGUAGGUCAUUUAGGAAAAAACUUCUGUCCAAGCUUUGUAUGAAUUAAAUUUAUAAGUAUAACAAAUUAAAUUUUAAUAGAUUUAAUGCAAUUUUGCAAACAAAAUUACCUUCAUGAAUUUCAAAAUUCAUAUAAAAUUAGAUCUUAUACAAUACACCCUUUUGAGGAGGCAGUGUAAUAACCUAUAGUGCCAUUGAUCCAUGAGAAAAAGAUUUUCUGGUACUACUCCAAAAGUGCUUUGACUGAGUGUCUUAUUUGAACAGUCUGCUUAUAUGAGACAGCUUUUCAUAGUAUCAUUUGUAUAAUUUGAUUAGAUUAUUCAGAAACAACAGGAUGCUAAACUACACUUAUUCAUUCUAUCUUUUUUUUUUUUUUAACAAUGAUGGAAGCAACUUUCCAGAAGUUCAGUCUUAUGCUACAUCCUAAGUCAUAGACAAUGAACUUGUUUUCAUCAUUCUGAUAGAUUGUAUACAUAUGUACACAUACAUACACACAUACACAGUCAAGGUCAUGAUGUUGAUUUGCUGUUUUCAGCUGUUUCUAUGAUUAUAAAGUAUUUUUUAAGAGACAGAUAUUUUAACUUUUAAUUUUUAUUUUGGCAAAACUGUCAAAUGAGAAAAAUGAUUUUAAAAACUUUUUUUCAAUUGACAAGACUUUAAGUCAGGGAUAACAGUAUUAAUGUUCUCUGUUCCGUUUCCAUGUUUAAUUUAACCUGGAUAGCCACAUUAAUGAAUUGGUGCUAUCAAAAUAUAGUAAUUUUUAAAUUUGUUAAUAAUGAAAAAUAACCCUUAAGCAUGCAGGAUGAGGUAUUUGGGUUUUUUCUUUAUAUCGAUCACAUCUACAGAAAAUGGCUAAACCAAGUUAACUUUUAUUAUAGACAGUGAAUAAAACACCAAAAACCCAAAAAUGCUUUAACCACAGUGUAAAUAAUAAAGAGAUUACACUCAUCAUUUUAAUAACUGUUUUUAAGUUUUUACCAUGGCCUUCUGGAUAGACCUUAGAAACAGUGUUUCAGUAAUCUGGCACCAAUUUAUUUUGUUCUGCUGAAAUUCUGUAUCACAAAUGUGCUACCUGGUUUCUGUCCAUAAGAUAAUUACUCUUUCUUUAUAAGAAAAGGAAAGUGAUCUAAGAGAAGCAGAGUUAGUUCCAGCUUUAAUAGGGAUCUUCAAAGUUAUUUUAUUUUGUCUUGAUGUAUGUAACAGUAAUUCUUUACAUCUUUUGAUUUUUCUCUUUUAUUCACUCUUCCCACGAAUUUACAUGUUUAAGUUAUAUUCAUCACUAGCAAGGACGAUAAACACUUCUGCACUGAAAGCUAACAGGGAGAGAUUACACAAUAUUUUACAGUUUCUUAAACUUAAUUUAGUGCAUCACCUUCCACUUGCUAACAUACCAAGCCAGUUAUUUUCCAGGGGAAGCACCUUUUAAAUUGUGGUCCUCCAGUUACUACUUCCAUUGAGAUCAUGCUCUCAUUCCUCAGGUGUUUUGAGAAACAUGACUAAUAACCAUAUAAUUAAGUAGAAUCAUUCCAAGUCCUAUGGCCUGGAAAUUGUAUUCCCGAUAAUACACAAGUUUUCCUGUAAUAAAGUCAAUUUGGAAACUCCAAGGUGAUUACAUGUUUUCCAAUAUAUCCUAAAACUGUGAUAUAAGCUAACAUAUAUUUUGCCUUACGUCAAAAGAAUAUGUUCUGUUGCAGCUGAUUCCAGUUUAUAAUAGAUCCCUAGUAAAAAACUUUGAUUCAGCACGAUUGUUCAUCUUCACAUCCCAAACAGAAUCAGUGUUUCUUGAAUAUAUAUUUUUGAAGUUUUUUGUGCAAUAUAUUACUAAAUCAGUUAUUAUUUUACUUUUCAAAUUCAGAGAAAGAAAACAGAUUACCUGAAUUCAUGGAAAAGGUGGAUCACCUCCCUUUUUCCACCUUCAAAGCUUUUCCUGUCCUCAUAGCCAGCAUGACUUCUUUUAACUUGGAUUCCUUUGUAUAUAGUAAAGUUUAGUAUAUAUAUUUUUUCUUUUGCUACUUUUGGAGGCAUUAUGUAAAGGGCUCAUACUAGAUGUUCAGUUAAAUAUGCUUUAGCACAAAGUCAAACUAGAGAAUGUGUUAAGGAGGGAAUGUAUGUAUCUUGGUAGACCAGGAGGCCUUUCCCAGCAAUUUAAGCAACAGAUGUGAAUACUUCACAAAGCUGUAAAGACCAUUGUCUUAAAUACUGCAACAACUUAACACCCUUUUGUGAAGAUCAUAGCAUUUAUCUAAGAAACUUUGAGGCUUUCUGGUUUACAUAUAUCUUACAGGUUUUUUUUUUUUUUAGUUUGAAAUGUGUAAGCUUUGAUUUAAAGCAAGUUUACUUCAGUAUGUUAAUGAUGUAGUAAAAAUAUUUAUUGAAAGGCGAAUUAGAGUAUUUUAAUGUUAUACCUGCCAUUUUUUUCUUAAAGCAUAUUCUUUGCAUCUAACUGCCAGUGCCAUUGUCAAAACUUAUUUUUUAAAUCGUUGUACAUUUCUUAUUAAACUAAGUGCUUAGUUUUAAAGUAUUAUGUUGCCAUCAUAUAGUAUAUAAAAAUGUAUAAUUGCCAAUUGAUUGUUAACUAUUAUUUAUUUUUAAAUGAAAGUGUAAGAAUGCUUUCUGAUUCAACAAAUCUGUUAUCAAACUGUUUCCUUAUCCUCUUUUCUGAUGUAGCAUAAAAAUUGUUCCGGUUUGAGUUAUAACUGCCAGUAGAUGACCAGUCACAAGUGAACCACUUUUCAGUUGCCAGUCUUUGCUCAUAUUAAAAACAACUUACAAAUGCUUAGUUUUUGUAUCUAAUCUCUGAUUAUUAAAAUGUUUAUAAAGUUUAUUUUUACCAAAGAGAUGCAAUUCAUUAUGACAAAGUAUUGCAUAAUAAAUUUGUUUUAUAACAUU
Molecule: messenger RNA, 8108 nt
Organism: Cercocebus atys (sooty mangabey)
Lineage: Eukaryota; Metazoa; Chordata; Mammalia; Primates; Cercopithecidae
Gene: FOXN2
Product: forkhead box N2
Exons: 6
Coding region: 2957-4252 (431 amino acids)
Biological process (GO): regulation of DNA-templated transcription
Cellular component (GO): nucleus
Molecular function (GO): cis-regulatory region sequence-specific DNA binding; DNA-binding transcription factor activity
Source: RefSeq, a predicted model, not a curated record